Gekko japonicus is the source of this 2022-nucleotide messenger RNA. RefSeq names its product zinc finger protein 331-like. The record is from RefSeq and is a predicted model, not a curated record. NCBI's taxonomy places the organism in Eukaryota, Metazoa, Chordata, Lepidosauria, Squamata, Gekkonidae. Gene Ontology annotation, molecular function: DNA-binding transcription repressor activity, RNA polymerase II-specific. The coding region runs from base 1 to 2022 and encodes 673 amino acids. The transcript is spliced from 7 exons. Gene Ontology annotation, biological process: negative regulation of transcription by RNA polymerase II.
AUGUGUUAUAGAAAGAUUGUAGAAAAUCUGGGGGAAACAAGUGCACAAAGGCACCACAACACAGUGGAGAAACAGAUAUUUCCAGAUAUUUGUGCAUUUCAUAAUAACAGCAAUUUGGACUGCCUGCCCUUCAACGACAAGGAUACUUCUGCAUCUCAAGAGAAAUUCUUAAAAGGGAAGAGACCCCCAGUGUCCUUUGAGGAGGUAGCUGUGUCCUUCACGCAGGAGGAAUGGGCUCUGCUGGAUCCAGGCCAACGAAAACUUUUCUGGGAAGUUGUACAGGAGAACUUCGAGACUGUGGGCUCACUUGGGAACUACAGUUCCCAGAAGGACUUGGGAGCACCAGAGUGGUCCACCAUGUCUUUUCUAGGUGACCAGAGAGUGGUUUUUGCUGGAGAGAGAGGAGGAAACUUGGGGAACUUAGAAUUCAGCAGGGACUCUCUUCUUCCUCAUUCUGCCCAGCUGGAGGGAGAAUUUGGUUUUUGCUUGUCCGCAGGAAAGCAAUCCUUAAUGUCCUUCGAGGAGGUAGCCCUGUGCUUCACAGGGGAGGAAUGGGCUCUGCUAGAUCCAGGCCAAAGAAAACUCUUCUGGGAAGUGAUGGAGGAAAAUUAUGAGACCGUGACCUCUCUGGGUGCAGAUUUGAGGGAAAUGGUGGGUGAGAAGGAACCAGGAAGACUGAUUCUGGAAAAAUAUGAAGAUUUGUAUGUGGAAGCAAAAUCUGGGGAUCAAGUGGUACUAAAGAGGCAGCAGAGAAUUAAGAGGGAAGCGAAACAGAAGCAGAGGAAGGAACUGAUUGCCCAUCAGAGCAGGAAGAUGCCUGAGAUCCCAACCCAAAAUAAAGUACAGAUGAGAAAGAGAAGGCAUAAUCAUCCUGUCAAUGCAAAACUAUUUGGCUGCAAAUCCAGUGGUAAAAAAUACAAGAGUAUUAAAACAUAUUGGAAAAUGUAUAAAUACUUGGAGUGUGGAAAGAACUCCUGUUGGAACAAUGCACUAACUAGACAUCAAAGGAUGCACGCAGGGGAAAAGCCAUAUAAAUGCCUGGACUGUGGGAAGAGGUUCUAUUGGAAUAGUGAGCUAACUGUACAUCAAAGAGUUCACACAGGCGAGAAGCCAUAUAAAUGCUUGGAGUGUAGAAAGAGCUUCUCUCAGAAUGGCACUUUAACUGCACAUCGAAAGGUUCACACAGGGGAGAAGCUACAUAAAUGUUUGGAAUGUGGGAAGAGCUUUUCUCGAAAUACCUACCUAACUGCACAUCAAAAAGUUCAUGCAGGGGAGAAACCAUAUAAAUGCCUGGAGUGUGGGAAGAGUUUCUAUCGAAAUAGCCAGCUGACUGUACAUCGGAGAGUUCACACAGGGGAGAAGCCAUAUAAAUGCUUGGAGUGUGGGAAGAGCUUCUCUCAGAAUGGCCACCUAAUUGAACAUCAAAAGAUUCACACAGGUGAGAAGCCAUAUAAGUGCUUGGAGUGUGGAAAGAGCUUCUCUCAGAACAGUAACCUAACUAAACAUCAAAAGGUUCACACAGGGGAGAAGCCAUAUAAAUGUUUGGAAUGUGGGAAGAGCUUCUCUCGCAAUGGCACUCUAAGUAGGCAUCAAAAAGUUCACAUCGGGGAGAAAGUAUAUAAAUGCUUAGAGUGUGGAAAGAGCUUCUCUCAGAGGAGCCACCUAGCUGCACAUCAAAAGGUUCACACAGGGGAGAAGCCAUAUAAAUGCUUGGAAUGUGGGAAGAGCUUCUCUCGUAAUGGCACUCUAAGUAGACAUCAAAAGGUUCACACAGGUGAGAAGCCAUAUAAAUGUUUGGAGUGUGGAAAGAGCUUCUCUCAGAAUGGCCAUCUAACUUCACAUCAAAAGGUUCACACACGGGAGAGGUCGUAUACAUGGCUGGAGUGUGGGCAGAAGCCUUACCUUAUAUCACAAGAGUCACACAGGGGAAUAGCCGUCAAAUCUCAAGAUGUGGGAAACCAGUUAAAGUGGCUGACCUUUCCAGAUUGUGGUCAUGAUAUGUUUUAUGGUACCUGGCCUUGA